This is a messenger RNA of Pichia kudriavzevii, 729 nucleotides long. RefSeq lists its product as uncharacterized. Bases 1 to 729 code for a protein of 242 amino acids. The transcript has a single exon. Lineage: Eukaryota; Fungi; Ascomycota; Pichiomycetes; Pichiales; Pichiaceae. The record is from RefSeq and is a predicted model, not a curated record.
AUGAGUGUCAGUGUCCAAAUUUACAAAUUCUCAUCCCCACAAGUCGUUAAUAACGAGUCUUUACUAACACGGGUUCUGAACAGAGGCUACGAUUUACCAAGGUUCAAAUAUAAUGUCAUCACUACCCCAAGGAUCAAGAACUCAUUGGUGGAAGAUUUGGGCGUAAGCCCCCUACAGGAUAGCUAUGUUUUCUUCUGUAUUGCCAAUGACGAACCUACAGAGGAUAAACAUAUUGGCUGUGAUGAACCACUCGAUGAUUACGAGCAAACCACCGAGAAGCUGAAGCUCCGUUACCCACACAUUGCAGUAAAUGACGUCCAAAGGUGCUACGACAAUAGCGUUGACGAAACUCGAUCUGAUCUGCCACUGCCAAAGCCCCUAGAAGACAGAUUGCUAUCAAUGGCUGCCUUAAAACCACAUCACACAGAGUCUGGACAGGCAUUUGAAGUGACUGGGUUUGUUUCGUUUUAUAAAGGAGCCGGCUCGUUGGUUAUAAGAGAAGCUGAGCAAUUUGCCGCCAAGUUCCUGGGUGCCUCACAGAUCUGGGUCACUGCCAUCAAGGAACAUCAAUUACGAGAGAUGUACGAGAAAUGGGGGUACAAUUUUGUCGAGCACAUCUAUGUACCGCUUGCAUCAAACGGUGAGGUCGACAACUCAGGAUCUUCCUUAGAGAAUGACAUUGGAGCAACCAGACCCUUCUAUCUGGAAGUUAUGAUGAAGAGUGUCUAA